AUGGGAGUAAAUACAAGAUAUAUCGGGGCCACCACUAGAAUGCUUUCCAGCCGCCUUGAUGAGCACCAAGACGAUGUUAUGAGGGGAAGACACACCACCGAGCUCGCAAAAAAGCCAAAAACACAUAAGACAAACUGGCCGUUACGUCCUCUGGUAAACAAACGGUCUCAUCCCACCUAUUAUUUAGAAAAAGUGCUUGCCAAAUGCCUUCGCGCAAUAGUUCCGGAAUCCCCAUAUGUCACUCCCUCUUCUGUAGUUGCUAAAUCCACCAUUGCUUCAAGUAUUGGGGCACUACAGCCAUGCACCUAUACCUUCUACAAGCUAGAUGUAAUAUCCUUAUAUCCUUCUGUGCCCACCUUUGAGGCUGUAAUGCUGGCUAAUUCGCUGCUUCUAAAAGAGGGCUUUAACAUCCAACAGGUGCUCGAUAUACGUGAUGCCCUCACCUUCGUCACCGAGCACAAUUACUUCUGUUUCAAUCGAAAGAUCUAUUUGCAAAAACAAGGGGUCCCAAUGGGUUCCCCUUUAUCCGCUAUCCUAGCGGAACUUGUUAUGAGAGAGAUAGAGCGCAGAACGUUCGAUUUCCCGCUUGCCAUCCAUUACCCGAGACUGUAUUUGCGUUAUGUUGACGACAUCCUCAUAGCAUGGGAGGACACAGAGGAGUCGUUCCUCAUCUUCAUGCAACAACUCGCAAGUAUAUAUCCUUCCAUCAAUUUCACUUGGGAAAAAGAAAGGGAUGCGGAAGUAGCGUUCUUAGACUUGCAUAUACGUAAAUUCGCGGAAGGACUACAAUUCUCGGUCUAUCACAAAUCUGGCAUGGCCCCGCACAUUAUACCAGCUGAGGCCUUUCAGCCUUCUCGAUACGUUAACACUGCCAUUGCCUCCCUUGUCAGAAGGGCUUAUUUACUGUCGUCUACGCAGGAGCUGAUAAACGUCGAAUUAGAGAUCAUCGAUAUGGCGGUACGCGCUGCGGGCUUUUCGCGUGCAAAGUUUACGUAUGUGCUCAAUAAGGUAAACAAGGCACUGUUUCCAUGUACUACUUUAUGCAGCAAAAGAGAAUCUUCAAAGGUUCAAGUAGCGUUGCCUUACUUUGGACCCAUAUCUUUACGUAUCUGCAGAAUCUUUAAGCAGCACAACCUUGUUCUACCUUUAACCCCACUUCCAAGCCUACGCAAACUUAUUUGCAAUGAUAGAGACAAAUUUUCCAUUCUUGAGAAAUCGGGGGUCUAUGCUGUACCGUUGGAAAAUCAGGCAAUGGGAGUAAACACAAGAUAUAUCGGGGCCACCACUAGAAUGCUUUCCAGCCGCCUUGAUGAGCACCAAGACGAUAUUAUGAGGGAAAGACACACCACCGAGCUCGCAAAAAAGGUACUUGAGCAGGGUUACAACCCGCUAUGGUCCCAAGCGGUUAUGCUCAAGAGCUGCAAAGAUCGAAAAACUGUUUUUAUAUGGGAAUCUCUCCUCACUACCACCUUGGACACUUGCAACACCCCUACGCUUGAGCUGCCUAGUGUAUGGGUCACGUUGUACAAGCGAUUAGGCGGGUAUUCGUAG
Molecule: messenger RNA, 1551 nt
Organism: Centruroides sculpturatus (bark scorpion)
Lineage: Eukaryota; Metazoa; Arthropoda; Arachnida; Scorpiones; Buthidae
Exons: 2
Coding region: 1-1551 (516 amino acids)
Source: RefSeq, a predicted model, not a curated record